Molecule: messenger RNA, 2486 nt
Organism: Tuber melanosporum (Perigord truffle)
Lineage: Eukaryota; Fungi; Ascomycota; Pezizomycetes; Pezizales; Tuberaceae
Exons: 11
Coding region: 148-2232 (694 amino acids)
Biological process (GO): peroxisome organization
Cellular component (GO): cytoplasm; peroxisome; membrane
Molecular function (GO): GTP binding; microtubule binding; GTPase activity
Source: RefSeq, a predicted model, not a curated record
CAUCAUCCUACGUACGCAAAACCCUAUCAAUCUUUUCCGCUUCUCCAACGAGCCGACCCCCUCCACCGGUCUGCACCCAUCGCAUAUUCACAUCCACUCCGCCGACCCUUCAAGGAGCCAUCCUUUUGCCUCUUAAUCCGACCCGUUAUGGCUCAACAAGCCAGCGUAAACGUUAACGACCCUGGGCUGAUUACGCUUGUGAAUAAGCUACAGGAUGUGUUUGCGACAGUAGGAGUACAAAACCCCAUCGAUCUGCCUCAAAUCGUUGUGGUUGGAUCUCAGUCUAGCGGAAAAAGCUCUGUGCUGGAGAACAUCGUCGGCAGAGACUUUCUCCCCCGAGGUACUGGUAUUGUUACAAGACGACCUCUUGUUCUACAACUUGUCAAUCGCCCCGCGCUGGCUAAAGCAAAUGGAGCCCCGAAAGAGGAAGCUGUGAUGAAGUCCAGCGAUUCCGCCGCUAAUAUGGACGAGUGGGGCGAAUUCCUUCACAUCCCCGGCCAGAAGUUUUAUGAUUUCAACAAAAUACGAGAAGAAAUCGUGAAAGAGACCGACGCAAAGACGGGCCGGAACCAAGGGAUAUCUCCUCUGCCUAUCGGCCUCAGGAUCUAUUCACCCAACGUUUUAACCUUGACUUUGGUGGAUCUUCCAGGUAUGACAAGAGUUCCAGUUGGAGACCAACCAAAGGAUAUCGAGAGACAGAUUAAGGACAUGAUUCUCAAGCAAAUCUCAAAGGCAAACUCUAUCAUUCUGGCAGUUACAGCGGCCAAUACCGAUUUGGCCAACUCUGACGGUCUGAAGAUGGCAAGAGAGGUUGAUCCAGAGGGUCAGCGAACAAUUGGUGUUUUGACGAAAAUUGACUUGAUGGACCAGGGAACCGAUGUUGUUGAUAUCCUUGCUGGUAGAAUUAUUCCUCUGCGGCUGGGUUACGUACCCGUCGUCAAUCGUGGUCAGCGUGACAUUGAGUCCAAAAAGGCAAUCUCGGCAGCGCUCGAGCAUGAGAAGCGGUUCUUUGAAGAGCACCGUGCUUAUAGAAAUAAGCAUGCCUACUGCGGAACGCCCUAUCUUGCAAGGAAAUUGAAUAUGAUCUUGAUGAUGCACAUCAAACAAACCUUGCCAGAAAUUAAAGCUCGUAUCUCCUCGUCUCUUCAGAAGUACAGCGCUGAGCUUUCCUCGCUUGGCGACUCUUUACUCGGGAACAGUGCCAAUAUCGUUCUUAAUAUCAUUACCGAGUUCUGCAAUGAGUAUCGGACAGUUUUGGAAGGUAACAACCAGGAACUUUCCAGUGUUGAAUUAUCUGGUGGCGCACGUAUCAGUUUCGUGUUCCAUGAGUUGUAUGCGAAUGGCGUGAAAGCUGUAGACCCUUUUGAUCAAGUCAAGGAUAUUGAUAUCCGAACUAUUCUUUACAACUCUUCCGGCUCAUCGCCAGCCUUGUUCGUGGGAACGACUGCCUUCGAGCUCAUCGUGAAGCAGCAAAUCAAGAGGUUAGAGGAUCCUAGCUUAAAGUGUGUUAGCUUGGUCUAUGAUGAAUUGGUCCGAAUCUUGGCGCACCUACUUCAGAAGCAGCUUUUUAGACGUUAUCCAAGUCUCAAGGAGAAGUUUCAUCAGGUUGUUAUUGCAUUCUUCAAGAAGGCAAUGUCUCCAACAAACAAGUUGGUAACCGACUUAGUCGCUAUGGAGGCAUGUUAUAUCAAUACCGGACAUCCGGAUUUCCUCAACGGCCAUAGGGCAAUGGCUAUUGUGAAUGACAGACACAAUGCUUCAAAGCCCGUCCAAGUCGAUCCCAAGACUGGAAAACCACUCCCUGGCGGAAGAGAUUCUCCCAACCCCCAGUCCUUGGACUCUACACCUGAGGGAUUCUUCCAAAGCUUUUUCGCCAGCAAGAACAAGAAGAAGAUGGCUGCCAUGGAACCUCCCCCAGCCACCUUGAAGGCAUCUGGCACGCUGUCGGAAAGGGAAGGAAUUGAGGUUGAGGUUAUUAAACUGCUGAUCAGUUCCUAUUACAACAUUGUGAGGAGAACUGUAAUCGACAUGGUUCCGAAAGCCAUCAUGCUUAAUCUUGUCCAGUUGACUAAAGAAGAAAUGCAACGCGAGCUGCUUGAAAAUCUCUAUAAGUCUGAUGAACUUGACUCCCUUCUCAAAGAGAGUGAAUAUACUAUACGGCGAAGAAAGGAGUGUCAACAGAUGGUCGAAUCUCUUUCUAGGGCUUCGGAGAUUGUAAACACCGUUGGUUAGCGGCCCCUAUGAGGCUAUGGGUCUGCAUCGUGUUGUCUGAUAGAUUGUUGGGACUGCUUUUUUAUGUGUGAAUGAGAACGCGCAUUGCCAAUGACUGCCGGGUGGAUAAAUUAAAAAUGGGAGUUGGUGGAGAUCUUCAGAAUAUCGCGGAAUAUUGUAGACUUUUAUGGUUUCGCUAUUUCGCACUCUUUUCGCCCCAAUUCCUGACGGGGUUUCCUAGGUUCACGAAAAAUGCUAACGUUUUAUGAUACCUU